Messenger RNA from Coniosporium apollinis CBS 100218, 2709 nucleotides. RefSeq lists its product as uncharacterized. The record is from RefSeq and is a predicted model, not a curated record. Lineage: Eukaryota; Fungi; Ascomycota; Dothideomycetes. Bases 1 to 2709 code for a protein of 902 amino acids. Gene Ontology annotation, molecular function: transmembrane transporter activity. The transcript is spliced from 3 exons. Gene Ontology annotation, biological process: transmembrane transport.
AUGGCAAGCACGAAUGGCAACUACGAAACCCGGGGUCCGGUGGUCUUCGCCGUGACCACGGCGAUGAUCGUGUUGGCGUCGAUAUUCGUCUUCCUCCGAGUGGUAUCGCGCGUUGGCAUUGUCCGGCGGUUCAAACUCGAUGACUACUUCAUGGUAGCGGCCUGGCUCCUCGCAUUUGGGAUAUCUUUCUCGGUGUGUUACGGCGUUUCUGUGGGAUUGGGGCGGCACGAGUCAGACAUUCCUCCAGAAUGGGAUCCUCCGCUCAAGAGAGCCGAAUAUGCCUUCUCGGUGCUCUACAAUCCUACCUUGAUGGUAACUAAGACAUCGAUCCUAGCCUUUUACUUGACACUGUCCAAGGAGGAGAAGGUCUUCAGAAUGUUCACAUGGCUCACACUAGUUGUGGUCAACGUCGCCGGGCUUGCCUUGACGUUUCUGAACGUCUUCCAGUGCCGUCCAGUCGGCGCCGCCUUUCUCAACCCGGUGCCCGACUCAGCCCAGUGCAUCGACAUCGUGGCCAUAUACUUGUCCUCGGCGCCUGUAAAUAUCAUCACCGACUUGGCCAUUGUCUUCCUUCCGAUGCCAAUCUUGACUGGGAUGAGGCUCCCUAAGAAGCAAAAGGUCAUCCUGGUGAUCACUUUUGGGUUUGGUAUCUUCGUCGGCGUGGUAGACGUUAUCAGAAUCGCCUAUCUGCAAGACGCAUCUCGAGCCCGACUCAGCGCCGUCCAAGGAAACACGGACAACAGUAGUAACCCCGAUCGGGAGCCCGGGGUCACGGAUUUCUCAUGGAAUGCCUCCCUAUCGUUCAUGUGGUCAAUUGUAGAGGUCAACGUGGGCAUCAUGUGCGCAUGCGUUCCUGCAUUGAAACCACUGGUUGUAAGGUUUCUCCCGCGCAUCUUGAAAGACAGCAACGGCGGGGACGGAAAUCUAGCCAGCGCGGGUGGGACCAUGAACAGCGUCGAUAUGGCAGCCGCGCACCGCGUUCCAACUGCCCCAGCGUCUGCGCCAAACCGGCCGCCGCCAUUUGCGGCCAAAGGCCCCGAGAAGGACGAGCCGAUGAGCUUCCUGGACUUCUUAAGUUCGCCAGAGGACAACCCCGAAAAACCCAACGAUGACGGGCCGAUGGGCAUGAUGGAUUUCCUGACCACGCCGGACAUGGACAGCUCCUCGCCGCCUGUCCAACGAACCCAGACAGCUAUGACGAACACGACAAGACACACUGAGCCGGCAUCACAGCAGGCGUUUUUCGAUUUCGUCAACAUGAGGCAGCAGAAAAGUAUGGUGCAGAUGACUCACCGAGAAUCAGUGUUCCCAAUCGCCAUGGUGACAAUCCUGUUCUUCAUCUGGGGUUUCGCAUAUGGUCUACUCGACACUCUAAACGGACGAUUUCAAGGCGUCGCCCGUAUGACGAUAGCGCAAUCUAUUGGCAUACACAGCGCAUAUUUCGGUGGCUAUCUCGUAAGCCCGCUCACGUGCGGGCGUUGGGUCCUCAAAAACUGGGGCUUCAAGGCUUGUUACAUGGUCGGCCUAGUCAUUUACGCCUGCGGCACCUUGAUCUUCUGGCCCUCGGCUGUUCUGACAUCCUUCGGCGCAUUCCUAGCCUCGAACUUCAUCGUCGGCUUCGGAUUGUCAAUCCUCGAGAUCGCCGCGAACCCCUUCAUCGCUCUCUGCGGUCCACCAAAGUACAUGGAGGCUCGACUGAACCUAUCUCAAGGCAUCCAGGCGGUCGGCAGUAUCUGUUCGCCGCUGCUGGCAAGAAGAGUCCUUUUCCCCUCAUCGAAUAGCUCGGAUUCUCUUAUCGAUGUGCAAUGGACCUACCUCGGCAUCGCACUCUUCACAAUUCUCCUCGCCCUAGUCUUCUACUACGUCCCACUCCCCGAAGCCACAGACGACGAACUCGAGCACGCCGCCCGCCGCUCCGACGAUGCCAACCUCGCCUCGAUACGCGGCGUCCACCUUAUCUGGGUCACGCUCGCCCUAGGCGUCUUCUCACAGUUCUGCUACGUGGGCGCCCAGGAAGUCGUCUCGACCACAUUCGCCGAAUACCUGCGCCUCCUGGCGCCGUAUCUCAACGUCUCCGACUUUCAGGUCGUUGGAUCCAGCGCCUUCGCCGUCGGCCGCUUCGUCGCUGUCCUGCUUAACAUCUUCAUCAAGCCGCGCUACCUGAUGCUUUUCUUCUUUCUGGGUGCGCUGAGCUUCAGCAUCGCCGCCCAGCAUUCCUCGGGCGACACUGCUGUUGCUAUUGUGGUCAUGCUGUAUUUCUUCGAGGGACCGCUAUUCCCGUUCAUCUUUGCGCAAGCGCUGAGGGGCUUGGGGCGCCAUACCAAGACUGGGUCCGCGUUCCUCACUGCGGCGAUAUCGGGCGGCGCGGUAUUUGUGCCGAUCAUGCAUGGGGUAGCGGUGAAGAGGGGUCAGGUGUAUGCGUAUUGCGUCGUUAUUGCUGCGUUUGCGUUCGGCAUCCUGUUUCCGCUCUAUGUGAAUGCGGUGCCGAAAGCGAGGAGGCAGGUGGAUCCACCGCCGAGCGAGGGAAGCAGUGGUGGCAGUGGUGGCAGUGGUGGCAGUGGAGGUGACUCGCCGAGCUCGAGUUCGUCGGGCAGAGCGAGUCGGAUGAGCAAGGCGUUUGCGGGGCUUGCGAAACGGAACAAGAGGAGUGAGGAGGAGUUGCCGACUACGGAGCAUAAGGAGAGGACGGCUUCGGUCUCGCUCUCCUAA